AUGCAUCCCACCCUUGGAUCCGAGGCCACCUUGACCCAUCACCGCCCAAACUCUGAGUCCCAGAUCGAAUCAGAUCAACGACUACUCCCGACUCAGGACCAGUACCCAGUCUGGUACUUCUUCUACGGUACCCUUGCGGACCCUACUGUUCUGAACAAUCUUCUCGGUAUUGAGCCAGUUUAUCGAGCUGCAAAGGUUCGCGGUGGCCGUCUCGCAACUUGGGGCGGAAAGUACAAGGCUUUGGUGGAUGCGUCGGCCUACGAGAAGGGCUGCGUAGAUGGGCACGCGUUCCUUAUUACGAACAAAGCUCAGGAGGAUGCACUGCAGUUAUUUGAGACUGACAACUACGAGGUGGUCCUGUGUGUGCUUGAACUGAGAGUGGAGAGGGAGCAAGAGGUCAGAGACCUUACAUUCCGAUUUAUCGUUGAAACGGACGCGUGA
Messenger RNA from Colletotrichum paranaense, 441 nucleotides. RefSeq lists its product as uncharacterized. The record is from RefSeq and is a predicted model, not a curated record. Lineage: Eukaryota; Fungi; Ascomycota; Sordariomycetes; Glomerellales; Glomerellaceae. The transcript has a single exon. The coding region runs from base 1 to 441 and encodes 146 amino acids.